AUGAAUCUUUUAACGCCUACAAAACCCGCAUCUAAGGAUAAUGGGAUUUUGCGGCACAACGAGUCUGUUGCAUCACAAAAAGAGGUAUUUGCUCAAGGGUCACAACAACUGAGCCAGAAAAUUGGUAGUCGACAGAAAAACAAAAGGGAUCUUCCAGUGACUUCUUUGCCAAAAAAAGGUGCUUUUGUGCCUCGAUACCAGAUAUCUCUUGAAACACUUGUUGACUCAUCAGAUAUGGCAACAGCUGGUGCUAUUCGCUUACUGGAUAUGGAGGAAGAUAUCUUUGGUUAUUCAUGCACUGAAACAAUCGGAAAAGAAGAUCUGGAACAUAUUUUUCGGCAUCAAGAAUUAGGCGUCGGUGUUAUACACACAUACAUCCGGUUCUUGUAUGACAAUUUCAUGCGCGGGAAUGAUCAAUUGUCAAACAGAUUCCGUUUCGUGUCUUCCUCCCUGGUCAACAAAGCAUUAAUUUGUAGGGAACCGGAUUCAUGUAGAGAGUACUUAGUCAAGAGAUUCAUGGCCAGCAGUACAAACAACUUGUAUCUUUGGCCGUAUAAUUCAGGGUGUCACUGGUUGUUGCUUGCUAUUGAUCCUUUAAAAGAAGUGGUAUAUUUUCUGAAUUCGAUAGAUGGUGAAUGGACAAAUUAUCCGGAUAUGAAGCAAUUAGUUGAUACAUCAAUAAAAGUGUUCCGAUCUCAAAGACAAGCUCGAGUACCACGUACUAAAUCCAGCAACAUUACGUGGAUAAAAGUGCAGUGUCCUCUACAGCGCAACGGUAUCGAUUGCGGAUACUUUGUAAUGAGGUUUAUGAGGGAAAUCAUUAAUAUGAAUCAAAUAGAGAUUCCAAUCACGAUUAGUUAUGACUCCAAAUAG
Lathyrus oleraceus (garden pea) is the source of this 873-nucleotide messenger RNA. RefSeq lists its product as uncharacterized. Gene Ontology annotation, biological process: protein deneddylation; proteolysis. The transcript is spliced from 8 exons. Gene Ontology annotation, molecular function: deNEDDylase activity; cysteine-type peptidase activity. NCBI's taxonomy places the organism in Eukaryota, Viridiplantae, Streptophyta, Magnoliopsida, Fabales, Fabaceae. The record is from RefSeq and is a predicted model, not a curated record. The coding region runs from base 1 to 873 and encodes 290 amino acids.